AUGCGAAUGAGGAUUGAAGAAAGGAACGACACAUCAGAUAGAGGUAAAAAAUGGGACGAGAGAGAGAGAGAGAGAGAGAGAGAGAGAGAGAGAGAGAGAGAGAGAGAGAGAGAGAGAGAGAGAGAGAGAGAGAGAGAGAGAGAGAGAGAGAGAGAGAGAGAGAGAGAGAGAGAGAGAGAGAGAGAGAGAGAGAGAGAGAGAGAGAGAGAGAAGAGAGCGAGAAGGGGAGAGAGAGAGGAGAAUGACCGAGAGAGAGGGAGACAGAGGGAGAGAGAGGGAAAAAGAAAGGGAAAGAGGGAUGGAGGGAGGGAGGGAGAGAGAGGAGAGAGAGAAUGAGAGAAUGAGAGAGAGGGAGAGAGAGAGAGAGAGAGAGAGAGAGAGAGAGAGAGAGAGAGAGAGAGAGAGAGAGAGAGAGAGAGAGAGGAAAAACAGAUGAGAGAGAGAAAAAGAGUGAGAGAG
Molecule: messenger RNA, 459 nt
Organism: Closterium sp. NIES-67
Lineage: Eukaryota; Viridiplantae; Streptophyta; Zygnematophyceae; Desmidiales; Closteriaceae
Source: the annotation of a GenBank genome assembly